Molecule: messenger RNA, 960 nt
Organism: Trichoderma citrinoviride
Lineage: Eukaryota; Fungi; Ascomycota; Sordariomycetes; Hypocreales; Hypocreaceae
Product: Pkinase-domain-containing protein
Exons: 4
Biological process (GO): protein phosphorylation; cellular response to oxidative stress
Molecular function (GO): calmodulin binding; ATP binding; calcium/calmodulin-dependent protein kinase activity
Source: RefSeq, a predicted model, not a curated record
CAGCAGCAGCCGCAGGUCCAGCCUUGCAGAUACAAGGUCGGGAAGACUCUGGGCGCGGGCUCGUACUCGGUCGUCAAGGAAUGCGUCCACAUCGACACCGGCCGCUAUUACGCCGCCAAAGUUAUCAACAAGCGACUGAUGGCGGGGCGAGAACACAUGGUUCGCAAUGAAAUCGCCGUCCUCAAAAAGGUCUCCAUGGGCCACCAGAACAUCCUGACGCUGGUCGACUACUUCGAGACGAUGAACAACCUCUACCUCGACCAGUUACCACUCCGUCGCGGCCUAUUUCAGGAAACGCCUGCUCCUCUGCGGCGCGGUCAUGAGCUGGCCCCACUUCGACAUCAGCCGCAACUCCUACCGGACCGCCAGCUUCCCCCACAUCGGCGUCUCGUCCUUCAUCCACUACUGCGGUUACCGGGUCUCCAGCUGCCCGAACGGCACCGGGCAGAAGAACUUCUAGAGCCCCCGGUACAUCGGCCCCAGCGCAUCACCGCCCACGAGGCCCUGCAGCACGCCUUCGUCGCCGGCCUCGCGCCCUCGGACGGCGCCGGCGAGAACCUGCUGCCUACCAUCAAGAAGAACUUCAACGCCCGGCGCACUCUGCACGCCGCCAUCGACACCGUCCGCGCCAUCAACAAGCUCCGCGAGGCGCAGAAUCUCAUGAUGGACGGCGCCCGCUCCCAAGAGCCCGCCCGCAGCCGGGAAGGAAGAGGCGCUGGCUCCAACAACAGCAGCAACAGCGCCGCCGCUCCACCCAGUGCCCGCAAGGACGACAGUGCAAUUUCCAUGGGCUCCAGCCAGGGCAACGACAGCGCGGACAACAACAGAUCGCAGGCCGACGAUGUCGUUAUGGGCAACACGACGGCUCCCGCCGCCAGCGACGUGCCUGCGCUGUUGCAGCCGGGCAACAUGGCCAACCGCAUUGUACAAACAAGCAAAGGCCUCUGGAAUCCCGAAGCC